Molecule: messenger RNA, 345 nt
Organism: Dibothriocephalus latus
Lineage: Eukaryota; Metazoa; Platyhelminthes; Cestoda; Diphyllobothriidea; Diphyllobothriidae
Source: the annotation of a GenBank genome assembly
AUGGACGACGGCAUCGUAGAAGUUGAGGACAAGGACUUAUUGGUGGAUGCCAAAAGUACAACUGGAACUUUAACUUCCACUCUGAUCGUCGCCCUGGUUCUUGUUUCCCUGUACUUACUGUUAUUGCUAGUAAACCGGAUAGCCGCCGCUGCUGCCAACUACGCUGCUGGAGGUCGAGCUCACAAUCACGAUGAGGCCAUGCAAGAAGCUCGACGACGCUUGCAAGAAAGAUUUAAUCAGAUGAACCAGCGCCAAACUCCUGCUGAAAAUGCACCAAAUAGUUCCAGUCUCACGGAUGGGGACUCCACAGAGGUUUCAAUUAUUUUCUUUGUGUUGCACCAGUAG